GUUAAUAAUCAAAAAAGUCAAAUCUUGACGUCUGCAUUUGCAAGACGUAUUUUUGGGGCGUUUGCUCAUCUGCAAUACGUCUAUAGGACGUUUCCUGUCGUUUAUAAGAUGUCUUUAAGAUGUUUAUGAUUUAGAAUGUAGAGUAUGUAAAACUGACAUCUUAAAGACGUCUAUCAGAUAUUUGUACACAGCAGAUGCUUUCCAGGUGAAGCGAUCUUCAGCAGACAUACCUGUGCUAUCCAGGGACUGACUUAUGUUCCUCACAAAACACUUAAAACUCUCAACUAUUAACACUAAAGAUUCUGAGAGUUUUCAGCUCUCUAAAAUGACUCUUUUGGAUGGUUGUCAGGGAGUAUGUGUGGUUGCUAGUGUUCUGUCAAAUGGAUUUAAUGUCAAGUAUGAUAUUCAUUUUCCUAUAUAACGUUUAAAUUCCAUUCUGUACAUGCAGGUUUAUACUCACUAUAUGUUGUACUGUUGUUUGUUGCACUGACUUUGAUUCCAGGCACAUCUGCAGACAUUCCCUUCUCUGAUCAAGAAUGUCAUUUUUUUGCUACAUCCGUGUCGUUGGACACCAAAUCCACCACAGCUGCAGUACAUAUGUUUGGUUCUUUAGCAACAUCUUCAGACACCAAAUCCACCACAGCUGCAGUACAUAUGUUUGGUUCUUUAGCAACAUCUUCAGACACCAAAUCCAGCACCACUCCUGUAAAAGCGUGUUUUGCUUUAGCCCCAUCUUCAGGCACCAAAUCUGAUCGCAAUAAGCCUAAAAAAAAAACCGAAGUACCUCAGUUCUCUCUUGGAGCAGAAUUUUCACUCUUGCUGGAAAAUGAGUGGAGAAAAAUGAAGUGGAGUGAAGAAGUGAGAGAGACACUGAUGGAGUCUGUCAGGUCAUUUAAACCCGCCAGCGAGGCUGUUACCGAGGCCAGAGUUCUGCUGAUCGGUCCAGUCGGUGCUGGAAAGUCCAGCUUCAUCAGCUCUGUCCAGUCUGUCUUCUCUGGACGGGUCAUCAACAGGGCCAUGGUGGGCUCUUCAUCCUCCACCAGCUUCACUAAAAAGCUUCGCUCUUACAACAUCAGAGGAGCAGGAGAGAAAGCAGACGAGCCCACAGCUCUGGUCUUGUGUGACGUGAUGGGUGUAGGUGAAGGAGAAAGCACUGGACUCACUCUUCACGAUGCACUGUCUGUCAUUAAAGGACACGCACCAGAGGGACACCAGUUUAGUCCUGAGCAUCCGAUUGGAGCAGAGACUGUGGGCUUCGUAAGGAAACCCAGCUCAAAUGAUAAAGUGCACUGUGUGGUGUUUGUGAUAGACGGCUCGAGCAUCGGUUCAUACGCCAAAAGCUUUGGCGCAACCUUCCAGCAGUUAAGAGAGCACAUCAGCAACUUAGGUGUACACCAGGUGGCGCUACUGACCCAUGUGGACCAGGUGUGCCCCGCUAGCAGAAGUGACAUCACCAAGGUUUACAGGAGCCAGGCUAUUCAGAAGGCGAUGGUGAAGGCCGGAGAGCUGCUGGGAAUGGCCACAUCCUACAUCGUCCCGGUGAAGAACUACUGCUCCGAGCUGGACCUGGAUGAAAACACUGAUAUUCUCCUGCUCAAAGCUGUUGAUCAUAUCUUACAAUAUGUGAAUCUCUACUUUCAAGACAACAGCGAUUAAAGCAUCACAGGAAGAAUUCACUUUCGAAAAAGGACCAAAAAACAGUUCACUCCAGUUUUGUCCCAUUGAAAUGUUGAUGCCAAAGCUUGUAUUUCUUUGCUAGAAAAUUGUGGUGAUUUUAAUUUUUUAAAAACAGCUUUUACUUUUAAUAACAGUAUUUGUGAUGUCAAACUGUCUCCUUGAAUUAUCACUCAAGUUUGACUAAAGCUUUGCUUUUAAUAAAGUUUGCUAUUUCUUUGCUCAAACCUACAAAAAUAAUGUAUAGGUUGUAAUACUGUAAUAUAUUAUUAUAUGACAUAAACCAUGGCCAUGAUAAUAUUUUUGUCUAGCUGUGCUUUCUUAUAUUUUGAAAUUUUUCAUAUUUUACACUUGAGGCCGGUUCUCACCAAGAACUAUAGAUAGGCUAACUAUACUAGCAUCCACAUCAAUACAACGCUUUAUUCUCCAUCUGCUUUAUUUAUCGUUCUUCAGCCAGAAAACAAUAAAAUAAAAUAUUGUUCUGAAAGAA
Molecule: messenger RNA, 2164 nt
Organism: Cyprinus carpio (common carp)
Lineage: Eukaryota; Metazoa; Chordata; Actinopteri; Cypriniformes; Cyprinidae
Product: interferon-induced protein 44-like
Exons: 7
Coding region: 598-1656 (352 amino acids)
Source: RefSeq, a predicted model, not a curated record